GGCGGAGGAGCGGAGGAAGCCGCGGGGCCGCGAGGGGGCGGGGGGGCGGAGAGGGGAGCCCCGGGAGCGCGAGCCGCGGCCGGCGCCGCUGCAGAGCCGAGCGAAUCCCCAGCCCCGGCAGCAGGGUACCACAUUCAUAUGUUUUUGUAGAACUCAUGCUUGGAAAUGCUGACGUCAGGCUUCAAGACAGCUGAGCCCCACUAGACACCAGGAACACCCAUGGCCCUGGUUGCAUCUUUCAACAUGACCAAUCCACAGCCUGCCACAGAAAGAGGACUUUCCGAAGUUGAGAUCAUCUCCCAACAAGUAGACGAAGAAACCAAGAGCAUUGCUCCCGUGCAGCUGGUGAACUUUGCCUAUCGCGACUUGCCGCUGGCUGCUGUCGAUCUCUCCACAGCGGGCUCCCAGCUCCUGUCAAAUCUGGACGAAGAUUACCAAAGAGAAGGGUCUACCUGGCUGAAGCCGUGCUGUGGGAAGAGAGCAGCCGUGUGGCAGGUAUUUUUGCUCAGUGCGAGUGUCAACGGUUUCCUGGUAACCUGUGUAAUAUUGGUGGUGAUUCUCCUGACUCUGGAACUUCUAAUAGAUAUAAAGCUUCUCCAGUUUUCCAGCGCGUUCCAGUUUGCCGGCGUGAUACACUGGAUCAGCCUGGCCAUCCUCUCGGUGUUCUUCUCGGAGACUGUUCUUCGGAUUGUGGUGCUCGGGAUCUGGGAUUACAUUGAAAACAAGAUAGAGGUGUUUGACGGGGCAGUGAUCAUCCUGUCCUUGGCCCCGAUGGUGGCGUCCACUGUGGCCAACGGGCCCCGGAGCCCCUGGGAUGCUAUCAGCCUCAUCAUUAUGUUCCGGAUCUGGCGGGUGAAGAGGGUGAUUGAUGCCUACGUCCUGCCGGUGAAGGUGGAGAUGGAGAUGGUCAUCCAGCAGUAUGAGAAGGCCAAGGCCAUCCAAGACGAGCAGCUGGAGAGACUGACGCAGAUCUGUCAGGAGCAAGGGUUUGAGAUCCGGCAGCUGCGGGCGCACCUGGCACAGCAGGACUUGGACCUGGCGGCAGAGCGCGAGGCGGCGCUUCAGGCCCCGCACGUGCUCAGCCAGCCGCGCAGCCGCUACAAGGUGGUGGAGGCCGGCACGUGGGCCGAGGAGACGGCGGCCGAGAGCGUUGUGGAGGAGCUGCAGCCCGCGCAAGAAGCCACGGUGAAAGAUGACAUGAACAGCUACAUCAGCCAGUACUACAAUGGGCCCAGCAGUGACAGCGGCGUCCCAGAGCCAGCUGUGUGCGUGGUCACCACGGCCGCCAUCGACAUCCACCAGCCCAACGUCUCGUCUGACCUCUUUUCCGUCGACGUGCCCCUGAAGCUCGGCAGCGAUGGCACCGGUGGCAGCGCCAGCUCCGAGAGCGCCACCCGCUCCACGCGCAGCUCCGGCACCCGGGCCCAGAGUGACAGCAGUCAGACGCUGGGCUCCUCCACGGACUGCAGCGCCGCCCGCGAGGAGCCGUCCCCCAGGCCCAGCCCCUCCGCCCUGCCACUGCCCCCGCCGCCGUCUCAGCAGCAUACGGCAGAGGCCACAGUCCAGGACCUGUUGUCCCCACUGUCGGAGGACCCCUGCCACUCCCAGAGGGCCUUGGACUCCGCCCCCCUUGCCCAGCCCAGCCCAGAGGGCUCAGCCCAGCCCAGCCCUGAGCUGGAGCACAGGGUGAGUCUAUUUAACCAGAAGAACCGGGAGGGCUUCACCGUCUUUCAGAUCAAGCCUGUCAUCCAUUUCCAGCCGGCUGCGCCUGCGCUGGAGGAAAAGUUCAGAUCUUUGGAAUCCAAAGAGCAGAAGUUGCACAGGGUCCCUGAAGCCUAGAGCCUCCAGGCAGGCUGGGAGGGAGGCGGGGAGACAGCCAUCUCGAUGCUCCCCCGGGGCCCCGGUGGCCACCAAGGGUCACAUGAGGGGCCCAGGAGCCCUCCUGGCUUCCCUCAGGGUGCUGCCUGCCUCCAGGGAGGUGACGCCAGGCCAGGAGGCCACACGCCUCAGACCUCAAAGCCCAGAGCUGGCGCCUCCUCUCACCCUGCUCAGGGGAGGGUGGUGCUCGUGGCUGGGGUUUUUUUUUUAAAACCACUUUUACAAAAACCAGCCUGUGGCCCAGCUUCAGCAGGGUAGAGCGUGGGGGCCAGCUCAGCCUCUUCCGUUGCCUUUGUUCCCGACGCCCACCCUGGACCCUCGGGAACAGCACUGUGAGCAGGGGCUCUCCAGCCCCACCCCCCAAGCCGUCUUUUCCAGGAAUCCCGGGUGGAGCCCACACAAUCACACAGACCACCAUCUGAGCCUAUCUCAUUUGUCUUCAUUCUCUCAUUUAGGCAUGAGCGUUUCUGAGUCUUUUCGAGACAAAUCUAGUUUCCACCUUCUGGGGACAUAAAGGGAUGGGUCUGGAGGAGGGUGGGAGGGUUGCGGGGUGGGGGUGAGAGCCAUUUUCCAAUCUUGGCUUUAAUAAUAAAAACCACCUGCAUUGAGACUUC
Molecule: messenger RNA, 2492 nt
Organism: Bubalus bubalis (water buffalo)
Lineage: Eukaryota; Metazoa; Chordata; Mammalia; Artiodactyla; Bovidae
Gene: TMEM266
Product: transmembrane protein 266
Exons: 11
Coding region: 220-1839 (539 amino acids)
Biological process (GO): transmembrane transport; monoatomic ion transport
Cellular component (GO): plasma membrane
Molecular function (GO): monoatomic ion channel activity; voltage-gated channel activity
Source: RefSeq, a predicted model, not a curated record